This is a messenger RNA of Bicyclus anynana (squinting bush brown), 704 nucleotides long. RefSeq lists its product as uncharacterized. The transcript has 4 exons. Lineage: Eukaryota; Metazoa; Arthropoda; Insecta; Lepidoptera; Nymphalidae. The record is from RefSeq and is a predicted model, not a curated record. The coding region runs from base 1 to 657 and encodes 218 amino acids.
AUGAGAGUGGUAGAAGUGAUCAUCAUUAUCAUCCACGUAACAGGAAGUUUCAGCAAGAAGAAGAACAAAGACCGAUCGUCGGAGAGCAUAGAGAACAUCCUGUACUACAAGGACUGUAACCACAAGCAGCGCGCGCCGCUGGUGCCGCUGGUGCCGCUGGUGCCGCUGGCGAAGAGCCAGCCGCCGCCAGCGCAGCAGGAGUGCAAGAUGUGCUGCACCAUGUGCUGCGGCAACCAGUGCGUCGAUAGCCAUCAGCUAUACACAAGCACCAAAAGAAAUUUGCGUACUACAAAAAGUAUCUCCUUCAAUAUUAUUACAAUACUGUUGGGAACGCUGCACCAGAUGCCGCUGGGCAGGCAGGCCGGCAGCCCGCUGCAGCCUGACAUGCUGCCGCCUCGAGAGAGGAGGAAGAAGCAAAAGUUCCCGUUUCCAAUGCAACCUCUUCUACCUGCCAGGAGAGUUACAGGUUACCCAGGAUUUACGAGAGAAACUAUCAAGAGUUUGAUCUCCCAAGACGAGGACAUCAGGAAGAUACUGCGGGACCUGGUGCGGGUGACGAUGCAGAAGGCGGACCUGAUGCAGAUGAUGAACGGCAGACAGGCGGCGCAGGCGACGCCAGCACGCGCUGAUGAUAGUGACCCCGACAACGAUUUGUGAUGCCUUGCCUCGUCUCAUUUAUUUUUAAUUAAAUAAUUUAAUGUGUA